Coccidioides posadasii C735 delta SOWgp is the source of this 1036-nucleotide messenger RNA. Lineage: Eukaryota; Fungi; Ascomycota; Eurotiomycetes; Onygenales; Onygenaceae. The record is from RefSeq and is a predicted model, not a curated record.
CAGGCAAAGGUUUCUCAAGUUUGCCGCGUAGAGAUGGACGUAGGGCUAUCCUCCGAUCUCAAUAAACCAUAUUAUACCAUGAUCUAGCGCCUACCCUUGCCCCAUCCGCUUCUCCAGAGCAAUGGCUCAGAAUGACCUUCCGCUGCACGGGAAUCGAAAACCGUCAGGUAUUUCUGCUAAACCGGGCUGCUUAGGCGCCGUCGCUCGCUUUUGGUACCGCUCGUAUGCCGCAGAUUACAUUAGCUUAGCUAUUAUCACCGCAGGGUGGUUUAUCAUCCAAAUAUUUGUAGAGCCAUUCCACCGGAUGUUCUCGUUGGAGAAUGGCUCAAUACAGUUUCCGUUCGCUGUCGUGGAGAGAGUCCCGGUCGACGUCGUCAAAAAUGCCGUGGGCCGUCCGAGGCCAGAUUUGAUCUCCCGGUGUAAACCUGAAAAGGGAACACCGGCUCACACCCUGGUCUCCUUCAACGUGUGCUUGGAAACGGAUCAUCAUAUUCUACAUGAAGGUUGGAGGAGCUUCCCCAGUGGUCAUAGCAGCUUUGCUUUUGGCGGGCUCGGGUACCUUUCGCUAUUUUUUGCGGGGCAACUGCACGUGUUUCGACCUCGCUCUGGUCUAGCCCGUUUCCUUUUCUCUGCGGCUCCUCUGCUGGGAGCGCUGAUGAUUGCGAUGUCGCGAUUGGCGGACUAUCGUCAUGACGUAUAUGAUGUCACAGUCGGGUCUCUUUUGGGACUUUUUACGGCGUAUUUUACCUAUCGCAGAUACUAUCCAUCGCUGAAGUCAAUUGACUGCGAUACUCCCUAUUCCAGACCAAGCGGUGGCUACGUAGCUGUCAGUGGUGUUAAUCGGGGUCUGGGAGAUGAAGAACAACCAUGCAACUCCCCACGACCAGAAUAUUCUGGAGCCGAAUAUCAGAUGCAGUGAAUCCAUCCAAAUCGGCCACAUUACCCUAGCGCAGAACGAACCGGAUGAUAUCGGAGAGGAAAUUUCAUCGUGUAUAGCUAUAAGCAGCCGAGCUUAACGGUCCACAUUGAUAUAGAU